AUGAUCAAAGGCGUACGGUUUGGCACGCUGGGCUUCAGUACUGAACGGGUAGCGUUCUGCGGUUCAAGAGGCUUCUCGAGACAGCAACCAGAAAGGCCUCGUGUUGAACGGGCCGGUUUUGGAACCAGAUUUUUUUCUUAUGCGUUUUUGGGGCUGACUGGUGUAUAUUUCGCGGAUAACAAGUUUAACAACUCAGUGAUAACGAGGGCGACCAGAUCUGUUACUACAUUACUGUUGAUAUCCGCAGACUACAAAUGGAACUUCGAAGAGGGAAAAGAUAUCGAGGCUCUUCAUCAGAGAAACUCCAAGCGACUGUACGACAUGAUAGCGAGCAACAAGGGACUUUAUGUGAAAAUUGGACAGAUGAUCGCUAUUCAGGGAAGCAUGUUCCCAAUGGCCUACCAGGAGAAGUUCAAAAGGUUAUUUGACAAUGCUCCUGCAGACUCUUGGGCAACGGUGGAUUCGGUGUUAUCUGCAGAACUAGGGCGGGAUUACCGAACCAAGCAUUUUGAGUGGAUAGACGAGGCUCCAGUAGCAAGUGCAAGCAUUGCGCAAGUUCAUAAGGCGGUAUUAAAGAAUGGAGAGAAGGUGGCAGUGAAGGUUCAACACAAGUCGUUGGAGCAUCAGGUGCCCGUUGAUUUGGCUAUUUACCAGCAGGUGAUGGACUUUUACAGUUGGUUCUUCGAGAUGCAGAUAUCGUUUGUUACCCAGUAUAUCUGUGACACUAUGAAGGAGGAGACUGACUUCAACAUUGAGUACAGAAAUGGGGCUCUGCUGAAGUCAAAGAUUGACUCAGACCCAGAGUUCAGAAACAGGAUGUAUGUGCCGAAGGUGUAUCCAGAUUUGGUGACCAAAAAGGUUCUGGUAGCUGAGUGGAUUGAAGGCGAUAGUGUCUCUGAAAUGAAGCGUUUGAAAGUGAAAGGCUACAACAUUGCAGAGUUGUCUAAAGAUAUUGUCAAGCUUUAUGCCAGACAGGCAUUCGAGUGGGGAGACGUUCAUUCAGACCCUCACCCUGGAAAUUUCAUUGUGAGAAUGGUGAAGGACGGGAAUAAGACUCGCCAGCAAUUGGUUAUUCUCGAUCACGGACUGUAUGUCCAUCUCAGUGACAAAUUUAGGCGUGAGUAUUGCCAGUUGUUCAAGGCACUUUCUGAGGCGGAUACGGCCACCAUGAAGCAAUUAACGACCGAAUGGGGUAUAAGGCAAGGAGAUAUGUUUACAUCAAUGGCCACCAUGAGUACUGAGGGAAUGAAAGAUAUGAAAAAGAGGUUUGAGGAGAUGAGGACCAAGAGUGAUUACGAGAAACAGGUGAUGAUGAAGGAACAGAUGAAGAACUUUUUUGAUAGCACCGACAAGUUUCCUUUGGCCAUGGUGUUCUUGGGAAGAGGAAUGAGAAUAGUCCAAGGAAUUAACCAUCAGCUGGGUGCUCCAGUCAACAGAUUAGCCAUAUUGAGUGAUGAGGCUAGACGUUCGUUGCGUCUAUCGCCCUUGGUGCCUACAUUGGCAAAGUCCUCGAUCCUAUCCAGAACUUUCGCUCAGUCAGUGUACAGAUAUGCCAUCUUCUGCACUUUCAGAGUUGUUCUUACAUUGGCAUAUUGGACUUACAGGAUCAGGAGUAAUGUAUAUGCAUUCUUUGCGCCGCAUUCUAAGGGAGCAGGCGAAGACAUAGAGGAGGUUAUAGAUAAGCAGAUGGUUUAUGCUGCACAAACCAUGGGAAUGCAAGUGAAGACUGGCGACUAUGCCUAUUUAGGGUGA
This is a messenger RNA of Kuraishia capsulata CBS 1993, 1752 nucleotides long. RefSeq lists its product as uncharacterized. The record is from RefSeq and is a predicted model, not a curated record. The transcript has a single exon. Lineage: Eukaryota; Fungi; Ascomycota; Pichiomycetes; Pichiales; Pichiaceae. Bases 1 to 1752 code for a protein of 583 amino acids.